Oryzias melastigma (Indian medaka) is the source of this 5472-nucleotide messenger RNA. Its product is annotated as semaphorin-5B. Lineage: Eukaryota; Metazoa; Chordata; Actinopteri; Beloniformes; Adrianichthyidae. Gene Ontology annotation, biological process: axon extension; negative regulation of axon extension involved in axon guidance; neural crest cell migration. The transcript is spliced from 22 exons. The record is from RefSeq and is a predicted model, not a curated record. Gene Ontology annotation, molecular function: chemorepellent activity; semaphorin receptor binding. The coding region runs from base 254 to 3511 and encodes 1085 amino acids.
CACUGAUGCGAGGCGCUCCAAACUCUGAACGGGCUCGGUUCUGGAAUGAUUCUGCUGUAACAUGCCCUCAGGAGCUCCACAUGGGGCAGUCCUUGCCUGUUCAGAGAGUUAGGCAGUGCUCCACCCCUCCGCCCCCCUUACAGCUCAGUCUGUGCUCCAGAGCUUGAGCAGCGCCAUGUGCAGCGGCGGGACCUGCUGGAGCGUGUGCUGGUCUUCAUGAGCGAGUGCUCCUCGACUGUAUGCGGUUGUAACCAUGGUAACGACAGGGCGGGGGGUGUGGACCCUCUCCCCCUGCGUCCUCGUGCUGCUCGUCUGCUGGUCGGAGCAGACCGAGGUUAAACCUGCAGACUGCAGCUCCAAGGAGCAUCCCAUCGCCUCCUACCAAGCAUUGCGUUCGUGGAUGUCUGAGUUUUCCCACCCAGGGGCCAAGGACUUCUCCCAGCUGGCCGUUGACCUGAGCAGGAAGCAGCUGAUCGUAGGAGCCAGAAACUCUCUUUUCCGGCUGACUUUGAACAACGUCUCCCUCAUUCAGGCAUCAGAAUGGGCUCCCGAUGAAGACACAAGGCGUUCAUGUCAGAGUAAAGGCAAAUCUGAGGACGAAUGCCAAAAUUACAUCCGGGUUCUGCUGGUCAGUGGGGCAUGGCUCCUCACCUGCGGCACCAACGCCUUCACCCCGGUCUGCAUGACCCGGCAGAUUUCAAACAUCAGCAAGGUGUUGGAGACAGUCAACGGCGUGGCCAGAUGUCCUUACGACCCCCGCCACAACUCCACUGCCAUGGUGACGGAGCGGGGCGAGCUCUACGCCGCCACAGUCAUUGAUUUCUCCGGCCGGGAUCCGGUCAUCUACAGGAGCCUAGGGAACAUGCCGCCACUGCGCACCGCCCAGUACAACUCCAAGUGGCUGAACGAGCCUCAUUUCGUGUCGUCCUACGGGAUCGGCCCAUUUGCUUACUUCUUCCUGAGAGAGUCCGCUGUGGAAAAUGACUGCGGAAAGAUGGUGUUCUCCAGGGUGGCCCGGGUAUGCAAGAACGACAUGGGGGGGCGGUUCCUGCUAGAGGACACCUGGACCACCUUCAUGAAGGCCCGCUUGAACUGCUCACGUUCUGGAGAAAUCCCCUUCUACUACAACGAGCUGCAGAGCACCUUCUACUUACCAGAGCAAGACCUGAUUUACGGCAUCUUCACCACGAAUGUGAACAGUCUCUCAGCCUCUGCUGUAUGUGCAUUCAACCUGAGCGCCAUCACUCUCGCCUUUAACGGGCCCUUCCGCUACCAGGAGAACCCCCGCACCUCCUGGCUCUCCACCCAAAACCCCAUCCCCAAUUUUCAGUGCGGCACACUGGAGGAAGACGGGCCAGGAGAAAACCUGACCGAGCGCAGCCUGCAGGACGCCCAGCGCCUCUUCCUCAUGAAUGACGUGGUCCAGCCCGUCACCAUCAACCCACUGCUCACUCAGGACAGCGUGCGCUUCUCUAGGCUGGUGGUGGACAUUGUCCAGGGCAAAGACGCUCUCUACCACGUCAUGUACAUUGCAACCGAAUACGGGACCAUCCUGAAAGCUCUGGCCACAACCAACAAAAGCCUACAUGGCUGCUACCUGGAAGAACUCAGGAUCCAACCUCAGGGUCAAGCUGGACCAAUCAAAAGCCUGCAUUUACUCCACAGUGACAGAUCCUUGUUUGUAGGCCUUGACGACCGAUUGCUGAAGAUCCCGUUGGAGCGUUGUUCCAGCUAUCUAACCGAGGGUCAAUGUCUGGAGACCCGAGACCCUUACUGUGGAUGGGAUCACAAACAGAAGCGCUGUAGCACCUUUGAGGAGAGCUCCAACAUGAACCAGUGGAUCCAAAACAUCACAGAGUGUCCAGUGAGGAACCUGACACAGGAUGGGGGUUUUGGUCCAUGGGCACCAUGGCAACCGUGCAACCAAGAUGAAGGUGACGGCUUCUUCAGCAGCUGCUGGUGCCGAUCCCGGUCGUGUGACGGACCGGUUGCCAAAUGCGGAGGUCUAGACUGCAAAGGUCCAACCAUCCAAGUGGCCAACUGUUCCAGGAAUGGUGGCUGGACUCCGUGGUCCUCCUGGGGCCACUGCAGCAGCAGCUGCGGAAUUGGGUUUGAGGUGAGGCAGAGGUCCUGCAACAACCCAGCGCCUCGCCACGGAGGUCGGAUCUGCGUGGGACAGGGUCGGGAGGAGAGGCUCUGCAAUGAGAAGAAACCUUGUCCCCUGCCUGUCUCAUGGACCUCCUGGAGCUCCUGGACCCACUGCAGUGCUGAAUGUGGAGGGGGGGUUCACUCAAGGACUCGGACCUGUGAGAAUGGAGCGAUGUGUCCAGGAUGCACCACGGAGUUUAAGGUCUGUAACUUAGAGGCCUGUCCUGAGGUUCGCCGCAACACCCCAUGGACCCCUUGGAUGCCAGUCAAUGUCAGCCAUGAUGGGUCGCGGCAAGAGCAGAGAUUCAGGUACACCUGCCGGGCGCUCCUGCCCGACCCCCAGCAGCUCCAGCUGGGGAAGAAGAAGCUGGAGACCCGGUUCUGCCCCAAUGAUGGUUCUGGAGCUUGUCAGACUGACCCCCUAGUUGAAGAAUUACUAAAGUCAAAUGGCAGAACUCUGUCCCAGCCCCAAAAUGCCAAAUGGGGAAUGUGGGAAAUGUGGUCCGGUUGUUCCCACCUGUGUUCUGGAGGCUUCAGAACCAGGAAACGUAGCUGCUCCACAGCAGAAGGCAGGACCAACCCCGCCACCUGUGUUGGGUCUCCAGUGGACUAUCAGGACUGCAACACUCAGCCCUGCAAAGUGGGAGGAGCCUGGACGUGCUGGUCCUCUUGGUCCCAGUGCUCUUCCAGCUGUGGGGGUGGGUACUACCAGCGGGCUCGAACCUGCAGCAACCCACCACCCUCAAACGGGGGAGACAUUUGCAUCGGCCUGCAUACAGAGGAAGCUCUCUGCAAUACCCAUGCCUGUGAAGGCUGGGGAGAAUGGGCGAACUGGGGGGAGUGUGAUGAAGACGGUCUGCAGCAUCGCACUCGCCGCUGUGGGGAGCAGCAGCAGGCAGAGCUCCACCACUGCCAGGGCAACCUGACCCAGAGCAGGCCCUGCCGGCCCCACGAGGUCCCAGUGAUUUUACCGGGACCAGAUGAGCAAAGCUGUGGAGCCUUCACUCUGUUCCAGCUGCUCGCCGUGGGCUCAGCCAGCUUCUUUGCGGCGGCGCUGCUGUCAGGGCUGGUGUACUCCUACUGCCACCACCUAAACCGCCAAUCCGCCGAGUCAGCCGUCAUCCACCCAAGUGCCCCUAACCACCUGACCUACAACAAGCAGGGCAACGCUGCACCAAAGAACGAGAAGUACCUCCCCAUGGAGUUCAAGAUGUUGAACAAGAACAACCUUCACGUGAAUGACGAGACGUGCAACCACUUCCCAUCCUCCACCAACAUGUUCUCCACCACCUACUACCCCCCCUGUGUCAGCAAGUACGACUUCCACCCUGACUCCCCCUGCAGGACCUUCCUCCACAGCUGAGAGGAGGCGGGGCUCCAACAUCAGGCCACGCCUCCUUCUGCUCCUCAUCACCUCCAUCCUGCUUUUAGAAAAAAACGUUUUACGCUUUCAGGCCAAAUUUCAGAUCCUUUACAGAGAGAUGCUGCGAUCGGGCCGCUGCAGACGUUUCUCUGUUUGAUGUUGAGUUCCUCAAAGAUCCUUCAGCAGGAGCUCACUACGGAUCAGCAGCUCCACAGCGUUAUUGGAAUGUAAAGAACGGAUCUUCUGAACGGAAGGAGGAGCUUCUAAAGUCUUCAUCCGGCUUUGUUUGUCGAGAAGAACUCAAGAUUCAAACGGCAGACUUUUGAAAUUUCUAAAAGAGAAAAUUUCUGAGGGUUAAGCUCUCCACGAAACUCCAUGAAGACAAAUCUAACAUGAAUGUCAACCAAAUUAUAACCAAUUUUCCUUUUCUCACAAGAGUUUUUUCCUCUGAAAGUCGGCUUGCUUUUCAUUUUCUUGUUCUGUUUGAAGUGGGAGAAAAAAACUACUUCAAGAACAAUUUGGGGUAAACACCUGUGCUCCUUGUCCCUCUGGAUCUCAUGUGAGACGAAAAUCAUGACAAUCCACUUAUCCUCACAUCACAUGAGUGGAUCCACAGACAACGUUCAAUGGUGAGGAGCAGAAACACAGGAAGAAGGAAGUCUGCUGGCUCUCAUUUUUCACCAACUACUCAUAUGUUCCCUUUUCAGAAGCUUCUCUGUCUGCACAUUUUCAUUCCUCACUUUGAAUCGCUUUAUUGAAAAGGGUUCAAAGGGACAGAGCUCAUGGAAACAUCAGUUUGCAAAAGGAACAAACGACAGUGAUAAAAACGAUGACCAAAAAUGUAACUGUUUCUGUGUUGGGAGAUUUAAACUCACAUUACAAUUUUCCAUAUGGAACUAAAAUAUUCCUGAAUUAUUAAAAAGCUAAAAAGUGCGAAAAGGGACUUUUUCAUUCAGGGAAAGGGAUCUUUUCCUUUCUGACUAAAGUUGAUGAAGCGACAGGAGCAUGACCUAAAGACCGUCGAGUUUGAAGUUUCAUCUGGAUGAUGGUUCUCCCUCAGAGCAAAGCUGACCUGCUUUUAUUUCAGUCCCUUUCUGCAGGAAUGAUUCAUUCAAAAAAGUUCUUCAGUCCAGGAAAGUUCUGUUUCUUUAAAGUGGACAAAAACAUCACAAUGAGGAAAAAUCCCAUUUUAUUUAGACAUUUUUGUCUUAGAUUUCUGUAAAUUUGUUGUUUUUUUUUCCUCCCACAUUUCAGAUUAUUUUGACGUCACACGACCUUGAAGUUAUUUCCUAAGGAUUUCCUGGUUUCCAAACAGAAACACUGAUUACAGCUCAUCACAAAUGAAAAAGUGUUACAUGUGAGAUGUAUGAUCUAAAGCAAGAAGCCGUCAUUCUUUACCUGUCAGCUCGUUCAACUGAACUAAUUGGACUUCAGUACAUUAUUUUGUUUUACAGUCACCGCUUCAGAGAAAUUUGAAUUUUGCAUAAAUGAUCCCCAGGUUUUUAGUGUUUUACUGUUAACUUUGUUCAUAUUGUAUCAGAAACAUGUUUUAAACCAGUGAAAGAUCCUGUUUUCACAGCUGGUUCAGACUGCAUGAACUUCUUAGUCCUGAGCGUCGUUUCUGCUGUUCUUUUGACUACUGGAUAGUCGAGUCUCUGAAUUGCACUUGUGUCUACAUCAUUUCAGGGUUUGGAGUAUUUGGACUGGGGGAGGGGGGGUCACAGUAAAAGGCUUCUGUGCUUCACAAUUACAAUAAAUCUUUGUGCUGUAGUUUGUCUCUUAACUGUUUUGGCCACAGAAGUUUGCGAACUGGAACACUGUUGAACACUGUAAACAGUUUUUGUCAAAUGUGCACUGUAAAAAAAAUCAAGCUGAAUAUUUAUAAUGUUGUCCUGACGUCAAAAGUGUCGGUGCUCUUUUGGUGAAUAUUUCUUUCAGAAUAAAAGCAUUAGGUGAGUUUC